AUGCGGCUGCUCCAGCGUGGAUCGACGGUUUCCGCCGGCUUGGAUGAGGAGGCAGAUCGCAGCUUCGCGUUCCAGGAGGAGGAGGACCAGUGGAAGGAUGAGAGCUGGAAUCAGAACAUCUCCGAAGGGGCGGCCACGCUGGCAGCGCUGAACUUCUGUUGGAUCUUUGUCCGGUUCGGACAGUUGCUGCGUGACCUCAUGGGCUACGGCCACAGGCGGACCAAAUGCGACCGUUGCCAUGAGGAAUGUCGAGGGGUGGAUCUCCUAGGUGAUGCUGUUCAGGGCAUGCUUCCCUGGCGGGCGAUCGAGUUUCUCUUCCUCCUGGUGCUCAUCAAGCCCCUCUCCGACAUCAAAAUCGAGCCGAGGGCCGUUCCCUACUUCUGCAUCCUCGGCCUCUACUUUAUCUACGUGGUGCUGAUAGGUCUUCCUCCUCUGGACUUCUCCUGCCAGGAGCUCCAGCACAUCAUCUUCUGCAAGCAGACUGACUCAGUGGAGCUGCAUCAGCAAGCCUCCAACUUCGACUGCGGCUGGCAGGGCGAGACCUUGGUCCAAGUGAUGAUGGCUUGGAUCAUGCUCACGCCACGCGUGGUGCCAACCAUGAAGCUGAUGAGGGCAACCUGGUUCUGGAUAGGAGCCUUCUACUUCGGCUCAGCGUGCCUGGCCCGGAGAUACUACCCAGAACUCGAGGAGGCACACACCUUCAUGGAUCUCGUGGUCAUCACGCUGCUCCUCUUCAGCGUCAACCUCUUUGCCGUGGGCCGGAAGUACUACCUGGAGAAAGGCCAACGGACGAAGUUCAUAUACGACGGCCGGCAGCGUGAGGCCACACAACGCAUCUUCCGCAUCCUGGAGUACAUGGUUCCUGUCCAUGUCAUCGUUCCUAUGCUCCGUGGUGCGGUCAUCGCGGAGAAGGUGAACCGAGCGUCGAUCCUGUUCGUGAUGUUUGUGGACUUCGACCAGACUGCACGAAAGAAGGAGCCGGAGGCAUUGCUGGCGUAUCUGAACCACUACUUUACGAAGUUCGAUGACAUCUGCUCCGCGCACGAGGUCACCAAAAUCGAGACGGUGGGCGAAGAGUACGUCUCGGCCGUUGGCGUGGUUCCAAGAGACAUCGAGGCCGACAAAGAAAUGGGCCAUGCGGUUAUCCUGGGGCGCUUGAUCAAGGCGGCCAAGGAAAUUCUCAGGGUCCAGCGCGACACGCAAGGCUCCGAAGAGGAGGUAAAGUUGAAGAUGGGCAUUCACACAGGGCCAGUUGUGGCCGGGGUCAUUGGGCAGAAGCUGCCCAGGUUCCGGCUCUUUGGCGACACCAUCAACACGGCCGCCCGAAUCAUGCAGAAGGGCCUGCCCGGCGAGCUCCAGUUUGGCGAGGCCACAAAGUCUUGCUUGCCGAAGGGCGUAGCCUAUCGCUGGCGCGACAACAUUGAGAUGAAGGGGAAGGGGAAGGUGCCAACCUGGCUUCUCGGGGCGGGGGAAGCAUCGCCAUCCUCAGGGCCGGCGCCGUCCCCGCCGCCACCGUCACCGAAGAAGGCUGCCGAGGCGCGGCGCCGCGUCAGCUUCGCGGAAGAUUGCAGGUCCUCCGUAUCUUCGUCCGAGCGGCCCUCCUUGACAAAGUUCUGCAAUGAGAGCGCUCAGGCCACGAGGACCGCGGAGGACGAAGACUCCGAUUCGGCUUCGGCGAAUUUGGCGAAGCAGCUUUCCUUGAGGAACCGCGAAACUGCGGAGCCUCGACAGAAGCGCGCCACACAAGCCAGGCCCUCCGCGGACCAGGUCAUCGAGAUGGCUUCGGUGGGUAGCACGCCCUCCGGUGCCAGACGGGCCAGUAUCCUGAGGCGCUCCUCACGGAGCUCCACAACAGACGAGGAGGCUGCUGCAUCGUCGCACUCGCUCCUCGGCUCGCAGGUGACCCGAAGCUACAGCAACGCUAGCAGCCGCUACUCCGGCCGUCUCUCCACCGGCCGUCUAAGCGAGGUUUGGAACAACGACCAGACCUUUGAGGAUGUGCUGCGGCAGGUGACCGCGGUGGAAGAUCCAGACGAGGAGGGAAGGCCCCCGGUGGGUGCGGGCGGCUGGCUGCGUUGCUCCUGGUUCUCCAGGCUCAAACGAUGCUGGCGCCCGGAUGCGUUUCCUGGCGAGCUGGAGCACGAUUUCCAGCAGUGGUUCCACGAGUUUAGCAUCUGCAAGAAGAUGGACGUUCGCCUGGAUCGCCAGGCUCUCUUCAUGUCCAUCCUUACCACGGGUGACAUGUUCUAUACGGUCUUCUUCACUGGCGCCUUCAAGUCCUACAUCGGCCCGGUUCCGCAGUCGGACAUGUAUUCACCGAGGCUGCGACUUCCCGUCUUCGUGUGCAGCCGCAUGGCGAUCCUCUGCAUCAUACUUGCCUGGCGCGUUGCGUUUACAUCCAAGACAGCCGUUCUUCAGCUGAAGGCGCAAACCCGGCUGCUGGUCUCGUACUGCGCCAUUGCCGUGUUGAUGAUGCUGUCUUACGACGCAGUGACGAUUCACGUCGCAGAGACCAGCGUGCAUGCCCGGUCGUCGCGGUCCAUCUACAGCUUGCUGGUUAUGCCGAUGUUCCAGCUGAUCAUCACGCAAAACCCGUUUCUAUUCAAGUCGUCCCUUGUCUUCGUGGCAGUGGCAUUUGUGCUCAUGUUCCUGGAGAGCUCGAAUCGGCUCUUUCAGAACUUGUUCAUGACGCAGCAAAGCCGGGUCGUCUUCAUCGGUGCUAGCGUGGUGAAUGCGUACGUCGCGCACAGCGCCGAGGUUAGCAUCAGACAGCGGUUCAAGGCCAAGAGAGCUGUGGAGCUCACUCACGAGAGGACUGAGUCCAUCUUGAACACCUUGAUGCCCAUCAUGGUCGUUGAGGACCUGCGCGACGCAGGUUUCAACCAGGGCUUCCCGUCACACCUGUACCGGAAAGCCACCAUCGCCCAGUCUGACCUCUGCGGUUUCACGAAGUUGGCGAGCACGCGCAACCCCGAGGAGGUCGUCAGCUUCAUCGGCGAGCUGUUUGG
Symbiodinium natans is the source of this 3008-nucleotide messenger RNA. NCBI's taxonomy places the organism in Eukaryota, Dinophyceae, Suessiales, Symbiodiniaceae. The record is from the annotation of a GenBank genome assembly.